Messenger RNA from Dermacentor albipictus, 2382 nucleotides. RefSeq names its product serine/threonine-protein kinase greatwall (gene gwl). Gene Ontology annotation, molecular function: ATP binding; protein serine/threonine kinase activity. NCBI's taxonomy places the organism in Eukaryota, Metazoa, Arthropoda, Arachnida, Ixodida, Ixodidae. Gene Ontology annotation, biological process: intracellular signal transduction; peptidyl-serine phosphorylation. The record is from RefSeq and is a predicted model, not a curated record.
CGAAACAGCGCCAAUGGCGCCAAGUUGUCAUCGUCACUAUUUUUUCUGCUUAUCUUUGAAUCCAUAGAUGUUUGAAUCGACUUGUAUCGUUCGUGUUUCGAUUGAGAAAACCGUGGGAUUUGCGAGUGGUGUCAUGUUGUUUGUGUGUGUCGUCCAAGCUUCUUGCCGCAAACCUCCCCCGUCACCUUGGCAGCUUACGUGAUACGUGAGGAUUUUUGCGUUGGAAAACGGCUGCGACGAGCACUACGUACCCAUGUCUGCCGUCGUCAAGCUCCCAAGUAUCGAUGACUUUGUAGUGCUCAAGCCAAUCAGCCGAGGUGCCUUCGGCAAAGUGUACCUGGCACAGAAGAAGGGCAACAAAGAUCAGGUUUUUGCCAUCAAGGUUGUCAAGAAGAGCGAAAUUGUCCACAAGAACAUGGUUGACCAAGCACACCUUAUGCUGAUGUGGCGCGUCGGGGGCAGCGUCGCAGCAGCCAAUGCCAAGUACCCAGCCCGCGUGCAGCGAGCAGGUACCUUUGGCUCCUGCCCCCAUGGUGGAAGCAGGACCGAUAGAGGCCACGAAGGUAGGCGCAGCCGAGGCUGCCCCGGCCUCCCCGGCACCUCCCAGCGCUGGCAACAGCCGUCGCAGCCAAAUUCCACAGGGAGCCCCAUCGACCUCCGGGCUGGUGGGCAUAGGGGUCUUGCCUUCCGAGUACUUGCCGAACGCAAUGCCUUGGCUGUCAGUUGCAGCCCCUUUGUGGUGCGCCUGUUCUACAGCUUGCAGACACCCAGCUCCGUCCACCUGGUGAUGGAGUACAUGAUCGGUGGCGACGUCAAGUCACUACUGCAUGCGUUCGGCUUCUUUGAGGAGCCCAUGGCACGUUUCUAUGCAGCAGAGGCGGCCCUUGCUCUGGACUACCUUCAUCGUCGAGGGAUCAUUCACAGGGAUCUGAAGCCGGACAACAUGCUCAUCUCUGCCGAAGGGCAUGUCAAGCUGACAGACUUUGGCCUCUCACAGGUGGAGCGGAAGCACAUUGAACUGGCUGAUGUGCUGGGGACACCUGCAAGCCGUGCAUCUUCACGUCCUGUACUGGGCCGCACACCAGGCCAGCUCCUGUCGCUCACGUCAGACUUGUCCUUUACAGGGGCAUGCCUGCAGAGCCUAGCGGUGCAGUCAGCACCGCGACGCCAGUCGUGCCGACGACGUCUGCCACGAGGUUCCUCCUGUGGCUCUGCUGGUAGCAGUCGUGAUGUUGUCCGGCACCUGUCUAUGAAGCGGUCCCCAACCAGCCCCCUGGUGGUGGGUGCCAAGCGUCUGCACUUUGACCUGGGAACCAGCCCACCCUUGCGGAGCCCCCGGCAGAGCAGCGUUCAGUCGCCCAAUGUCCUGAGUCCCGAGUGGGCUGACGGUGUCCACCAUAGUGAUGAGGUGUUUGCAACAAGACCACCUGGUAUCACUCCUGGGUGCAGUGCUAGCAGCCUGGAGCGUCGUACUCCCAAAGUGUCAAGAGGCCAGCACCGCCUGUUGGGCACCCCAGACUAUUUGGCACCCGAGCUUCUCCUGGGACAAGAACAUGGAGCGCCUGUGGACUGGUGGGCCCUGGGCAUAUGUCUGUACGAGUUCAUGACAGGGCUGCCACCUUUCUGCGACCAGAGUCCAGAGGCUGUGUUUGCCAACAUCCUUCAUGGAGGCCAGAGAACACCAGGGUCGCGAUGUUGGGCAACCGUGACGACGGGAGCAAUCGGAGAAGCUGAAGCCGUUGCAGAGGUGGUCUCGUCACCGGGAGGCAUGGUGACAAGCUCGAUGUACCGACCACUUCGGAGUUCCGUGGCAAGGACGAGGAUCGCUCACCUCCACCAGAAUGUUAGGUGUAGAAAGAUACAGACGGAAGAGGCUAUUUACAAGCUAUUUACACUGGACUGGAGCCAGAGCGCCAGGCCGACAUUUUCUCGCGCCAAGGGCACAGACCCACUUUGUCGUCGUUCUCGCGGCGGCUCGUCUCUCAGGUAUCUACUGAUAUCGUAAUAAUAUAUAUCUAUUAUAUAUUAUCUAUAUCUAUUAUUUAUUAUAUUUCCUUUAUCUUGUGGUCAAACUUACAUAGGCCAGAAAGAUUGUUGCAUCAAUAUUAGACUAAUGGAGCAUGCCAAUUCAUUGGACAAAAAAGACACUAACCUGACAAAGCAUUGCAGUAUUUGUAAAUGCGUACCUUUCUUUGACGAUACACAAUUGUUAUUUUUUCAUAGUGACAAGACUACCAGAGAAGUCGCUGAAGCAUUCCAUAUCAUCAAAAAAUCUAAUAGUUAUGUUAGCAAAACAUCUUUAAUCUUGUCAGCGAAAGAAAUGGCAUUGCUGCAUAAAGGGUAGAUUGCAAGGCAGGUACAUUGCGUGUGUAUGUUUCUGUC